AUGUCGCUCAAGAAAUUCGUCAUGUCAGGAAUCCAAGAUGUUUUGGUGAGAUUUUCAAAACUUUUAGACGCGUUGCGGUCGCGCUGCGUGCUGACUGUUUUAUUUUUAAAACAGUAAAAUGAACAUACAUAUUUAUGAUAUUCGAGAACUUUUCUAUUCUAAAAUAAAUAUUUAUCUUUUAUAUUUUUUUCAAACAAAAAAAAUAAACUUUCAACUCUGCGUCUCUCGCCUAUCAAAUGUUUUUCUGCCCUAUGAUGAUGAUGAAACCGACAAUUUGUCAUUUAUUGUGGUUUUGACCAAAAAUUUGAAUUUUCUGUAUUUCAGGAGAACAAAUUGGGUGGAAACAACAAAAACUCCUCAAAUUCUUCGCAACCUGCACAACAACAAUCUUCAAAUAUGUCAGGUAAGCGAUUUUUUGACCUUUUAACAUAAGUCGUGGCGAAGAAAAAGAGAAAAAACUGUUUUUCAAGUGUGCAACAGAAAAAAUCCAGUGUUACUCAGCAAAUAUUUGAGUCUUGAGGGUCAGUGGAAAAUUGAUAUAUAUUUUAUAUUUAACAUAACUAUCAGGAAAAGCUUGGGGGAUAUACGUGGCAAAAUUAAAUUUGAGCUAAAUGCGAUUUUUUCCUCAAAAUACAAAAAUCUUGAAUAUACAAUCAAGUUCGCUCUAUCGCACACACUUUUAUUUGCGUGUACUUCUCUCGGAAUCCAAGUUUUUUCGCGAAAAUAAAAGAAAUUGAGUCGCGAUUUUAAAAUAUCUUCACAAAAACCAAGUUCUCAAUAGAGCGCACAUGCUCAUCCAGCUUCAUUUCAUAAUAUUUGUAUGUACUGUGUUUCCAGGCUACCCACAACAAAAUCAACCACAAUACGGUAAUGCCGGCGCGCCAUCGCAAGGUUAUGGCUACGGAAACGCUGGCUAUGAUGCGUAUGGGAAUCAGGGACAACAACAACAACCGUAUCCACCACAACAAGGUGGCGGUGCACCGUAUCCUGGUGUAGGAGGCGGUGCUUAUCCACAACAACAACAACCACAAUAUGGAUUCAAUACACAGGGUGGUGCACCAGGUUACCCACCACAACAGGGUGGAUACCCACCACAACAGCAAGGUGGAGGAUAUCCAGGAGGACCUGGCGGUUAUCCACCACAGCAACCUGGUUAUCCAGGAGGACAGGGUGGAUAUCCAGGUCAACAACAACAAUAUCAGAAUCCAGGAAACUUCUAUCCAAAUCAAGGACACGGACAACCAGGUUGGAGAUAAUUUUGCGGGAAUUUUGGGAUGUUUUUUGCAAUAAACUUUGAAAAAUCCACGUGGAAAAAGUGGUGCUGGGCCUGGAGCUAGGGCUAGGCCUGGAGCUAGAGCUAGGCCUAGAGCUAGAGCUACAUACAUCGCAAUCUUCCCCUCUGAACCUCAAAGUGAUACACCCUAUUAAAAAAAAAUAAUCGCGAGUGAUACACCCUAAUUUUUGUAUGGAAGGCGCGAGCCUUCCAUCAAAAAAAAAUUUUUUUUUGUUCUCAAAAAAAAAAAUUUAAAAAUUUUGCAACACCAUUGCUCUUGGCAGGAAUCGAUCCAGCGACUUUCAGCAUUAUAAGCUCGCGCCCUAACGACUGCGCCAAGCUUGCACUUUUCUUCCCAUUCUUCUUUUUCAAAGAUAUAAUUGGUGAGAUGAGAGAUAGAAAGGAGAAGAGAUAAUCAGCUUGAAGAAAAUUUGCAUAUUUUCUGUCUGACAAUUGUCAAAAUAAUACUUGAACGAGUAAAAGUUGAAACAUGAAACUUGGCACACAUAAAAUUAAGCGUAGUCUGAAGGGUAUUGAACAAUAAAAUCGGAGGGAGACCCUAGAACUCAAGGUGCACACCCGGUCCACUGAAGAGGCCUUUUUUGACUAGUUAAGGGGACCGGGUAUGCACCUCACUUCUGAGUCAUUAUUUCGAGUAGAACUGUUUAGAACUUUAUAUUAGAGGAAAUUUGCUAACUUUCUAUUCAAAAAUAUUUUAGAAAACCAUACUAAAAUGGUAUUUCCUUGAGGGGUGAAAAUGUGCAUUUUUUACAAAAAAAAAAUUUUUUUUUUGAAAUCGAGGGAAAUCCAAGAUUUGACAUACAUAAAAUGGGUCCCCAGAAUCGGGGUGAGGGGCUUAACUUUUUUCAAAAAUCUGAAGGGAAGGGUGCCUAACUUGGCCAAUUUUCUGCUGAUAAUUUACCAAAAUUCCCAGAUUUGUCCAAAAUUCGCUCAAAAAUGUGAGGAUGGUGUUUAACUUUAGAAAAUUUUCAAGGAGGGACCCUAACUUUGAAAACUGACUCGGGGGACCUAUUUUAUGUAUGAGAUUUGAUUUUCGUUUUUUCUUGAAAUCAAACUAAUGACUUAAUUUGAGUCACUGAACAACGUAGUGACCUCAAAUACUACCAGAAACUUUUCCAAAACGAGUUACAGUAAUUGCCAAAAAGAUACUAACUUUUGAUUUUUGCUAUUAAUCACUUCAUCUUUUUCAAAUCAGGCACAAAUUUUUUCUGAGCAUUCUAAAUCCUAAACAUCAUUAUUGAAACGAAAAGCAAUGUAUUUUGUAUGAUUUUGACAUUGAUGGAAUUCGGAUGUUUCUCUCGAUCUUCGAUUCGGGAUCAUCGAGGAAAUAAAAAAUUUAUGGUCACCACGUUGUUUAGUGGCUCAAAUUAAGUCAGUAGUUUGAUUUAAAGAACAAACGAAAAUCAAAUCUUGGAUUUCCCUCGAUUUCAAAAAAAAAAUUUUUUUUGUAAAAAAUGCACAUUUUCACCCCUCAAGGAAAUACCAUUUUAGUAUGGUUUUCUAAAAUAUUUUUGAAUAGAAAGUUAGCAAAUUUCCUCUAAUAUAAAGUUCUAAACAGUUCUACUCGAAAUAAUGACUCAGAAGUGAGGUGCAUACCCGGUCCCCUUAACUAGUCAAAAAAGGCCUCUUCAGUGGACCGGGUGUGCACCUUGAGUUCUAGGGUCUGCCCCUCCGAUUUUAUUGUUCAAUACCCUUCAGACUACGCUUAAUUUUAUGUGUGCCAAGUUUCAUGUUUCAACUUUUACUCGUUCAAGUAUUAUUUUGACAAUUGUCAGACAGAAAAUAUGCAAAUUUUCUUCAAGCUGAUUAUCUCUUCUCUUUUCUAUCUCUCAUCUCACCAAUUAUAUCUUUGAAAAAGAAGAAUGGGAAGAAAAGUGCAAGCUUGGCGCAGUCGUUAGGGCGCGAGCUUAUAAUGCUGAAAGUCGCUGGAUCGAUUCCUGCCAAGAGCAAUGGUGUUGCAAAAUUUUUAAAUUUUUUUUGAGAACAAAAAAAAAUUUUUUUUUGAUGGAAGGCUCGCGCCUUCCAUACAAAAAUUGAACCUCAGUGAUAGACCCCCUCAAUUAAAAAAAAAUAGCAAAGUGAUAGACCCUAAUGGCCCCUGCAGGGGGAGCGAUGCGAUCUAUGUAGAGCUAGGCCCGGAGCUAGACCUAGCCCUACUCAAAAAAUUUCAAACAGAAUUUUUUAUCUGAAACUUGAGCUCCGAACAUAUUUUGUUGAUUUUCCACAAUUUUUCUCAGCCUUCCAAUUGAAUUUUGAAGAUUCGUGAGAAAAACAUCAAAAACCAACAAAUUUCGAAAUUUCUCGCACAUCUGCAUCUUAUUAGAUAGAUAUUUCACUGUUUCAAAAUAUGUUGAGUCAUCAAAAACAAAUACAAAUUCAAAUUUUCAAGUUUUUCUCUGUUUCUCUCUCACUCUCUCGCACUCUCUCUCUCUACAAAUAAAUAAAACAAACCAAGGUCGAUGUGGUUAUUUAUUUCUAUCAAACCAAGUUUUGUUUUUGUACAAAUUUUCCUUUUCACCGCUGAUGUUCAGAGAUCACGAAUUUUAUGGUCAGAACAGAAUAGUAGAGUAGAUUUCUGAUGGCGGGAAUUUUUAAGUUGUUUUUUUUCUUUUCGCGAGACGCCUUUUAAGCUUCAGGUUUUGGCGUCAGAAUUCUGAGAAGAUGAGUAAUUUUUAUCAUUUAUAGUUUUCCGGUGAUAAAAUUUGAGAAUUUUUGAUAAGAACUUUUUAUUUUAGUUUUUAUGAUGAAUUUUUGGAAUUUUCGGUUACUAUAGGAGUUUUGGCGCGAAAAACAUAGGAGUCUUUUUUUUUCAAAAAUCUAAUUUUCAAAAAAAUUUAGGUUACUGUAGAUAUUUUGGCGGGAAAAUGUCAUAUUACUGUAGAUUUUCAAGCUGUAGACUUCAGAAUCCAAUUCUUUUUUUUUGAAAAUCUAGUUUUCAGAAUUACUGUAGAAAUCUUGAAACCAAAAAUGUGGAUUACUGUAGAUUCUUCGCGUUAAUUUUCAUGGGUUACGGUAGAUUUUUGGUGCAAAAAUUCAGAUUACUGUAGUUUUCAGGGCGUUAAAAAUCUUGGCGGGUAAAACUGUAAAUUCAAAUUUUUAAAAUUAAUUUUUCGCGCCGAAAGUUUAGGUUACUGUAGAAAUCUUUGAAAUUCAAAAAAUCUCAAUUUUUUCAAAAUUCCAUCUCUUUACCUACCCCAGGCUAACUAAUUCCACAUCCUAAAUUCAAAAAUUAAAUUUUCAGUAAUGCUCGGAACUCCCUCAAUCUUCCCAAUUCAUGGUUUCAAUGCCAACGCUGACGCCGAAGUUCUCCGAAAAGCAAUGAAAGGAUUAGGAUGCAACAAUACGAAAGUAAUCAGUGUUUUAUGUCAACGAACAUCUUGGCAACGAUUAGAAAUCGCAAAAGCAUUCAAAGUGAUGUAUGGCAAAGAUCUGAUCAAGGAAUUGAAAGGCGAAUUACACGGCGAUUUUGAAGAUCUGAUAAUUGCUUUGAUGGAUGCUCCAGCUGUUUAUGAUGCUAAACAAUUGCAUAAAGCAAUGGAGGGAUUGGGAACCAAAGAAUCGGUUUUGAUUGAGAUUAUGACAUCGAGAACAAAUCAACAGAUUCAGGAGAUCAAACAGGCUUAUCAAGCAUUGUAUCGCAGAGAUUUGGAGAGAGAUUUGAUUGGUGAGACUUCGGGACACUUUAAGAGAUUAUUGAUCUCACUUUGUGCUGGAGGAAGAGAUGAGUCGAAUUAUGUGGAUGGAUUGAGAGCAAAUCAGGAUGCUCGCAAAUUAUAUCAAGCUGGAGAGAAACGAUUGGGAACUGAUGAAUCGGCGUUCAAUGCGAUUCUCGCUAGCCAGAACUUUAAUCAACUUCGCAUGGUUUUUGAGGAAUAUCAGAAGGUGGCGAAUCAUCAAAUCGAGAAGGCGAUUGAAAGUGAAUUUAGUGGAGAUAUUCGAGAUGGUUUAUUGGCCAUUAUUGCGGUUAUUCGGAAUCGACCCGCGUAUUUUGCGAAAUUGUUGCAUGAUAGUAUGAAGGGUGAGUUUUUGGGGGGUUUUAAUGGUGUGAACGUGGAGUUUUGUAGUUUUUUUGAAAAUUGCUGCUGAUUUUUAACGAUACUCAGCUUUGACAUCUUGCAAAUUUAGAAUUUUCAGAAUUUUACAGCUGUAAACGCGGAGUAUCGUGGAUUUUUAAUUCAGCUAGAUUUUCACAACGAUGCUCCCUGUUGGCACCUUAAAAAUUUGGAAUUUUCAGAAUUUUAUAGCUGUAAAGGCGAAGCUUCGUGGUUUUUUCAAAGUUUAUGCGAAAAUUUUGAAAUUUCGAACGAUGCUCCGCGUUGACACCUCGAAAAAUCUCAACAAAUAUUAGCCACACAACGAUGCUCCGUGUUGACACCUUGAAAUUUUAAAAUUUUGCAGCUGUGAACGCGGAGUGUUGUAGUUUUUUCUUCAAAAAUUUUUGGGAAAAUUGAGUUUUUCAACGAUGCUCCCUGUUGACACCUCGAAAUUUCGUGACUGUAAACGCUGAGACUCGUAAUUUAAAAAAAAAACAACUUCAGCUGAAUUUUUAAACGAUGCUCCGCAUUUACACCAAAAAUAUUUCAUUAUAAAUUGCACAAGAUCUAGCGUGAUCGCGUAGCAUCGUCAUUCCUCCAACCCAAUAUUUUUUUUUCGCAGGAAUCGGAACCCGCGACACUGAUUUGAUUCGCCUUGUCGUAACCCGCGCCGAAUACGACAUGGCCGACAUUCGAAACGCCUUCCAAGCCCUCUACCGUACUUCUCUCGAAAAUAUGAUCAAAGGCGAUUGUUCGGGAGCUUAUAAGGAUGGAUUGAUUGCAUUGGUCAAUGGAAAUCGACAAUGA
Messenger RNA from Caenorhabditis angaria, 6135 nucleotides. The record is from the annotation of a GenBank genome assembly. Lineage: Eukaryota; Metazoa; Nematoda; Chromadorea; Rhabditida; Rhabditidae.